Molecule: messenger RNA, 2308 nt
Organism: Anarrhichthys ocellatus (wolf-eel)
Lineage: Eukaryota; Metazoa; Chordata; Actinopteri; Perciformes; Anarhichadidae
Gene: polr1g
Product: RNA polymerase I subunit G
Exons: 4
Coding region: 790-1794 (334 amino acids)
Biological process (GO): transcription by RNA polymerase I
Cellular component (GO): RNA polymerase I complex
Molecular function (GO): RNA binding
Source: RefSeq, a predicted model, not a curated record
AUGGGUCUUCGGCUGCCGCUGGGGCUCUGACGGUUCACUUCUUGGGGCGGCUGGCCGUCACGGUGCAGCCCGUUGGGCGGCACACGGAUAGCUGACACGGUGCUUUCUCCUCUUCCUCCCCUUUCGAAACGGUCCAUGUGCGGCCUGCCCCCGUCCGCAACACCGUCUCCUCUGCCAGAUGUGCUGUGUUUAUUGGGCGAGGGACCAGGUGACCUGACGUUACCGUCCUGCAUCCCGUGUGUUCGUUUUAGCUGUCGGGCAUUCGCUAUCAGGAACUCGAUCUGAUUAGCUCCCUCGUAGUUCACGCAGCCACGGCAAACCACCUCGCUGAAGUCCCACACCACAGUCCACGGCAUCUUUGGCAGGUCGCACAGGUAGCACCACUGGCGCCUGGAGGAGGAGGGGGACGACAUGGCUGCAGGCUAACCUGAGCGAGUUCAACGAGCCAGCUAGCUAGCUGACGUGCUAGCACACGUUAGCUCGGUUAACCUAUUUAGCUUCUGACAGGCCUGCUCUUGACUGCUGUCAACUGCUUCCCCAACGGACGGCGGGACGUUACGUAACCUUGCGAGGUGAAUUAUGGGCGUUUGAGUUUCCUAACCUUGUUUCGUCAACGCAAACCAACUCACCCAGCAUGGUAUUGGAACUACAACUAAAACUGACACGGAAGUGAGGUAAUUAAAGGUCAGAGGUCGUUCGGUGUCAACACAUGUGCGUCCGCCUUCGCCAUGAGUUUUGAGGUAGAAAACUUGUAAUUUGAGCGGUUUGUGGUUAUUUGUAAUUAUAAAAAUGCCUCGAGUGAUAUCAUCUUCAUCGAGCGAAGAAGAAGAGGACAGUUCUACAACAGAACCACGUGGAAAGCAAAAAGAACCUGAGAAGAAGACCACCACGUACCAGUGUCCUGCUGACUUUGUGCGUUUCUGCCAUAAGCCCUGCAGCAGCACUCUCUCAGAGAGUCUGGAGAGCAGCAAGGAUGAGUUGUGGCUCAUUAAAGCUCCUGCCAGCUUUAACCCAGAAUGCUUCAGCGGCGUCAAGGUGCCCGUCUCGGGUCUCCAGACACUGAAGGUUCCCAAGGCUGCAGGCGGAGCCAAGGCUGGAGGAGGCCAGCAGAUCUACAGCAUCCUGGCGUCUCCCCACGGCACCUCCGAGCUCCACCUGCUCACCAGCGCCGAGCGGUCGUCGGGCGGCGUGGUUUUCGGGCCGGCCUUUUCGGGCAUGCUGAACGUGUGCGAGAGCUACGGAAACGCCGGCGCCAACCAGGCCCCUCAGAUCAUCCCCGCGGCCCUGCCGCCCUCCAUACCGCCGGGCCUGAAGCAGCGGUUCCACCCGUUCGGCAGCAAGACCCCCACGUUGACCUGCGUGGCGGAGAGCGAGGCGGACGGGGCCGCCUUGGGGCCCUCGUCCGCGACCCUCCGACCGCUGGUCGCCAAGUGGUUCGUGGAGGAGACGUGGCAGGAUGAGGAAGGGAGGAAAAUGAAGAAAAAGAAAGAAAAGCGCAUAAAGACGGAGGGAGUGGAGGUGAAAGUGGAACCGGUAGCCCAAAUUCAAGAGGAAGCGACGACGGGGCUCCCCUUCCAGGAGUGCUACACUUCGGAGGAGAGGAGGAAAAGGAAGAAGAAAAAGAAGGACAGGGAGCGAGAGGAGGUGGAACAGGGCGUGGAGCCCAGCGUGACGAUGAAGGAGGAAGAGGUGGAGGUGAAAUUAGAACCGGAAGACGCUUCGUACGGCGACGUCGUGGAGGGCUCGGGAAGGAAGAAGAAAAAGAAGAAGAAAAGCAAAACGGACGACGACUAGCCCCGUCGUUUCUUUGUUGUUUAGUUUUGUUUAUUUUCGGGCCUCACGGGAGCCAUCUUACCACUAGUUUACUAAUGCAGGGCUUGCUUUGGCAAGGACAUCGCAUCCAGGAAAAAAAACAACCGAAAAAAAGAACACAUCCUGAACCAAUUGAGCGGUGGAUUCAUCCCAGAGUCUUUAAGGGGCCAACGUUCCUCUCUUUUCAACAUGGAGAGUGACAGUUUUACACAGAAAGAAUGUGCUGCAGCCGCCUAUGAGUCAGUCAGCGGGGAACUUCUGCGUUCUUUGCCAGUGUCUUGGCGUGUCGUGGUAUAGGUUUGAUGGGAUCACGCUCGCACACUGCGUCCGUGUGCAUAAUUACACAGCCAGGCACCGCAGCGUCGCUGGUUUGGCAGCAGGUUCAGCAAACCAGAGGCGAUCUAGUGUCACUUCAUGUUUUAGUUUUAAAGGAUCUGAGUCACAUUUAUUGGAGAACACAUGUUUCAAAAUAAACUCCAAAAUAAAUGAAAUGAAA